This is a messenger RNA of Arachis duranensis, 1409 nucleotides long. Its product is annotated as protein ABIL2. Lineage: Eukaryota; Viridiplantae; Streptophyta; Magnoliopsida; Fabales; Fabaceae. The transcript has 10 exons. The coding region runs from base 272 to 1282 and encodes 336 amino acids. The record is from RefSeq and is a predicted model, not a curated record.
UUUCUUUUGUUCAUGCUUAGUCAAACACAUCGAGUACCACCAAACCACUCUCCUUAGUGUUGGAGUGAAUGAAGGGUUGGUCCACAACGUGCUCCUUUUGACUUUUCUUUUUUCUUCUUCCCUCUCAUCACUUUGGUUCAAAUUAAUGUGUCGUCCUUGUAUUCCAUACCACUCAUGAGUUGAAACAAACAACAUCAAGAAUCUCAACUGAAAAGGGAUACAACAAAGAUAUAUAAGAAUCGGCCAAAACUUUUUCCAUUGAUUUUCAUUCAUGGGGAAAUUUGCAACUUCUGUGCCGGCGGUGGUACCUCCGCCGCCGGCUCCGGUAUAUCGGGUGUCCUCUAAUUAUGAUGAGGUUUUCAUGCAGCAGAGCUUGCUUUUUGAUGAUAGUUUACAGGAUUUGAAGAAUCUGAGAACACAAUUAUACUCAGCAGCUGAAUAUUUUGAGCUCUCAUACAACAAUGAUGAGCAGAAACAGAUAGUGAUAGAAACAUUGAAGGAUUAUGCCAUCAAAGCUCUUGUGAAUACGGUGGACCAUUUAGGAUCUGUGACAUUUAAGGUCAAUGAUUUGUUGGAUGACAAGGUUUCUCAACUUUCUCAAGCAAAUCUUCGUCUUUCUUGCAUUCAACAGAGAAUAAGGACGUGUGAAGCAUUUAUGGAUCACGAGGGACGAACCCAACAAUCAUUGGUGAUUAGUGCUCCAAAAUAUCAUAAGCGUUAUAUUUUGCCAGUUGGGGAGAGCAUGAAUGGUGCCAGCUUGAGAAGAAUGAAAUAUUUAGGAUGCAGCCUUGAUGAUGAAGAUGAUUGGCAUCACUUCAGGAAUGCUGUUCGAGCUACAAUAAGAGAAACGCCUUCAUCCACAGUCAGCAAUAAAGGGCGUUCCCCUUCACCUUUACAACUUGAGAGACCCGGAGCUUUUGCAUUCACUUCAAGUUCAACCUUGCCUAAAAAAGAUUUAGAGAAGAACUCGGUUUCACCACACAGAUUUCCACUGUUACGUACUGGAUCUUUCUCAAGUAGACCUACAACACCAAACAAGACAAGCAGACCAACCACUCCAAAUCAAAGGAGCACAGCAACCACACCAAGUCCCUCUAGUAAUGCAAAAUUAAGGAAUCCUUCGGAACCUAGGAAAUCAGCUUCAAUGCGGUUCGCAGGAGAAAGAGAGGAAAACCGAGAAAUGGAACCUUCUAGUAAAAGCAAACGCCUCUUGAAGGCAUUACUUAGUAGGCGCAAAUCUAAGAAGGACGAAAUGCUAUAUACUUAUUUGGAUGAGUAUUGAUCUUAGUUUUACAUCAGAGUUUAUCAACAUUGAUUUGUGGAGUGUGUAUUUCAAAUUGGCAUCUCAUCAGUUUUGUAUUAGAUAAAAUAGUUUUUUUAAUUAAAAAAUAUGGUUGUUGAUGUUGUCA